Puccinia triticina is the source of this 684-nucleotide messenger RNA. RefSeq lists its product as uncharacterized. Gene Ontology annotation, biological process: mitophagy. Lineage: Eukaryota; Fungi; Basidiomycota; Pucciniomycetes; Pucciniales; Pucciniaceae. The transcript has 3 exons. The record is from RefSeq and is a predicted model, not a curated record. The coding region runs from base 1 to 684 and encodes 227 amino acids. Gene Ontology annotation, molecular function: mitochondrion autophagosome adaptor activity.
AUGACUUCAAUCGAUCCUUCCCACUUCGCCUCACUAGGCGUAGGUUCAUCCGAUACUCGAACUCACGGUGCCGCCACUCAUCCGGUCCGGGUCGAUAAUCUAGUGCCAUCACCUUCAUCAUCCGACCUCGACGAAGACGAAAAUCUGCCAAGCCCCACGUCUUCCUUCUUCGACCCCAAAGACCUUCCUCAUCGGUUAUCAGCGAUUCACUUACCAGAUCUCCGUUUCGAACAAGGCUACCUCAUGAGUCUGAUGCCCUUUUUUCACUUCGAUCACGCUAAACCACUUGACAAACAAAAACAACCGGCCGAUGAUUCCCCGCGCUCUUCCCAGCCCUACGUUUUCGGUCAAGAUGAUCUAGUGCCCAAGGAGGCAUCAGAUGCAACUUCAACUGAAGCUGACAAUUACUACUUUGGACCUAAUUUCCGCGUGGAGUGGAAGAUGGUGGUAUAUGUAACACUGAGAGAUCAGCUGCUCUAUCCGCUCAUUCAGGGUUGCUUAUGGGGCUCUGCAUCACUCGUCUUAUCUCAUUUUUGGAGAAUCCGGGCCAACCGAAGACCAAAGCCUACUCGUGAAAUUGCUCCAGAAUCCUUAGAUCCAAUUCAUGCAAAACGAGGAACAAUAUGGGAUCGAUUUAUUGGUAGCAUGUGGGGUGGAAUACAGACUAAUGUAACACUGUCGUGA